Messenger RNA from Zychaea mexicana, 1827 nucleotides. RefSeq lists its product as uncharacterized. The transcript has 2 exons. NCBI's taxonomy places the organism in Eukaryota, Fungi, Mucoromycota, Mucoromycetes, Mucorales, Lichtheimiaceae. The record is from RefSeq and is a predicted model, not a curated record. The coding region runs from base 242 to 1570 and encodes 442 amino acids.
AUGCGGCUCCCGCAAUUGCAUCGGAUCUUACAUUCUUCCUGACUCGGUGAUACACAAUGUUAAGGCAGACAUUGAUUUGUCCCACGAGAACGGUCUUUCUCAGAGCAUUGUACGAUCCAUACUGAUUCCCCAAUCCAUUUCACCUACUGUUGGUGUAAACGGACGACUCUUUGAAAUCAGCUACAAAAUACGAGCGCGAGCACAGGUACAAGACGACAAUUCAAUUGGAGCCGAGUACAACAUGUCUAUGGUCAACUUUCCUGCCGAUUUCCAAAUCCUCUCGUAUCUAACUGCUGAAAUACCCAUCGACAUCGGCACACUUCCUAUACCAGAGAAUCAUAUACCCCCGAUACCGCUAAAACCGCAGUUUGCCAGUUUUCUCGACACAUAUAGUGCAUCUAAUAGUACGACACCAGCAGCAAGCAAUAAUUCGGAAGAAGCAACGGCCGAGAAGACGCAUAUGCUAAAAAAGAUGCAAAGAAUGUUACGACGAUCGUCGGGCCCGGUGCCAAAGAAAGGGGAAUCGACAGAUCAACCAGGCGAGCAGUUGCCUAUGAACAAAAACGAGCUAUUGGCAUUGUUUGCAGACAACGCCAGCCUAAAGGGGAGGAGCAGCUUAAACAGUAGUAGUGAUGACAGUGCAAUCAGUCGAGCAUCUAUUCGAGGUGGUGGUGGUGUACACUCAUCCAUGUCGACGACAGAUUCUGUUGGCAGCGAAAUACUGACUCAGCUUCAAAAGGGAUUGCCACCUCCACCGCCAAGCUUGCCUCCUCCAAAACAACCCAACACUGACGCUUUCGCCACUUUACCAUCAUCGUUCCGACUCUCUCUUGGUCCCGAGUUUAGCGCAGCAGUAUUGAGCUCAGAGCUCGCAAAACAGCGACAACAACGGCAUGAGAAAAGCCCCACACCUUCAGCAUCAUCAUCUACAAGUCUCGAACAUUACAAAUCUACACCAAAAGCAUCAGUUGCCGAUAAUCUGCAUUUUCAUCACCUUCAUCGACGUCGAAUCAACAGUGACUCGAUCGUACUAGACAAACCUAGUAGUAGUAUGAAAGACCACAUCAGUAACAAUGAUCUACAGAAACAGCAACGACCGCAUCCCUUAACAUCAUCGAAUUCCGCCGCAGCCGUUGGAGGUGUACACUACUUUUACCCUUUUGACGAUUCAUCAUCUGACGAAGAAGUUGAAGAACAACAGCAGCAAAGUAAUAAUAGUAAUAGAUCAGCAGCAGUGGCAUUACAACAAAGAAGACGACGGAAAUCAAGCCGAAGAUGUCGUGCAACAACGACUGCAGCUGGCUAUGAAAAACCAAACAGUGUUUCGAACAACUUGGACGCAAGCGAGGCACAGGUCGAACGAUUGGAAGUACACUAUAACAAGAACAGUGACACUGCGUCAACUUCAUCGCCGUCGCGACCAUCGUAUCCAGUUACCCAUGUUGACAAACCUGACGAGCUGACAGCGAGUGACACAGACGCAUCAUCGAAUGAAGAGGAUCUUUUAGAUAUCCUGUCACGGCGCGAUCGGAGGAUAGCCAGCCGAAUGACCACACACCAACAACAAUAAAGUUUCUCAUAUUUGCCAAACAAAGUGCAACUUUUUUUUGUGGCGAUGGAGUGUGAGGGCGAGGCUCCAAAACACGCAACACAUACUGCAAACCACUGGAAGCCACGGAUGUUGAACUCGACCAUUCUGACGAGAGCGGCAUGAUUACUUUGUUGGCGGGAAGUGCGGAUGAAUUGACCGGGGCGUUGACCCGUGCUCAAGCAUUGCCGUGGCGAUAGUAAUCUGAAAAUGACGUAUUGAUCCAGCAAGAUGAAACA